Pelodiscus sinensis (Chinese soft-shelled turtle) is the source of this 2082-nucleotide messenger RNA. NCBI's taxonomy places the organism in Eukaryota, Metazoa, Chordata, Testudines, Trionychidae. The record is from RefSeq and is a predicted model, not a curated record.
GGCUAACACCACGCAUGUGUUAAUCUGUGCUGCAGCAGUGUGCAUCAUUUCCACUUUGACCUCAGAGUUAAUCUGCAUUCAGGCAGAAGCUCCAUUGCUUGCUUUCUCCCCACCCCCACCCCCUUUCAUCUCUUCCUUUCCCUUUCUCCUAUGCUGAUGGAUUGUGUUGCCUGUGUACCGGUGUCUGUCAGGGUGUAAUGUGCCAUCCCAUUGAUGGGACCUGGUGGAGGGAAACCACCAGCAAAGUAAACAUAAAAAAAGAAAGGGAUAUAUCCAUCUGCAACCAGGAGAAAAAGGGACAGGGGGAGGGAAGAAAAAGAGAGAUGAGUCUUCCAUAUCCAACAAGCCUGGGAAGCACUGCACUCUCGAAUCCUGCAUUUUCUCUGAAAAUGAUGGUGUGGGCACUUGUGCUUUUCUCCCUCAUCCAGUGUUCGAGCCAAAAGGGGGAUGAUGACUAUGAAGAUUAUACAUCCAACAAAACAUGGGUUUUGACGCCCAAAGUCCAUGAGAGUGAUGUUACCCUUAUUUUAAAUGGUUUGCUGGAGGGAUAUGACAACAAAUUGAGACCUGACAUAGGAGUUAAACCAACAGUGAUUCACACUGAUAUGUACGUAAAUAGCAUUGGGCCAGUGAAUGCUAUCAAUAUGGAAUAUACGAUCGAUAUAUUUUUCGCCCAAACAUGGUAUGACAGACGUCUGAAAUUCAACAGCACAAUAAAAGUGCUCCGGUUGAACAGUAACAUGGUUGGUAAGAUCUGGAUACCAGAUACAUUUUUCCGAAACUCCAAGAAAGCAGAUGCUCAUUGGAUAACAACGCCAAAUAGGAUGCUCAGGAUCUGGAAUGAUGGCAGAGUGCUGUACACACUAAGGUUGACAAUAGAUGCUGAAUGUCAGUUGCAGUUACACAACUUUCCAAUGGAUGAACAUUCCUGUCCACUGGAAUUUUCAAGCUAUGGCUAUCCCAGGGAAGAAAUCAUUUACCAGUGGAAACGCAGUUCGGUGGAGGUAGGAGACACCAGAUCUUGGCGGCUCUAUCAAUUUUCUUUUAUUGGACUGCGAAAUACUACAGAAGUAGUGAAGACAACCUCAGGGGACUAUGUAGUUAUGUCAGUUUACUUUGACCUAAGCCGAAGAAUGGGUUAUUUCACUAUCCAGACCUAUAUCCCCUGCACACUUAUUGUUGUGCUGUCCUGGGUCUCCUUCUGGAUUAACAAGGAUGCUGUUCCUGCCAGAACAUCUCUUGGUAUUACAACUGUCCUGACAAUGACCACACUCAGUACAAUUGCUCGUAAAUCGCUCCCCAAAGUCUCUUAUGUGACAGCAAUGGACCUUUUUGUGUCAGUUUGUUUCAUUUUUGUUUUUUCUGCUCUGGUGGAGUAUGGCACCCUGCAUUAUUUUGUCAGCAACAGAAAGCCAAGCAAGGAUAAAGACAAAAAGAAGAAAAACCCACUUCUUCGGAUGUUUUCCUUCAAGGCACCCACAAUUGAUAUCCGGCCGCGAUCAGCCACUAUUCAAAUGAACAAUGCUACACACCUUCAAGAAAGAGAUGAAGAAUAUGGCUAUGAAUGUCUCGAUGGAAAGGACUGUGCCAGUUUUUUCUGCUGCUUUGAGGAUUGCCGAACAGGAGCAUGGCGGCAUGGACGGAUACACAUUCGCAUUGCAAAAAUGGACUCCUAUGCCCGCAUCUUCUUUCCAACGGCCUUUUGCUUGUUUAACCUGGUGUAUUGGGUUUCCUAUCUUUAUCUUUAAAAGCAGAACGAAAAUAGAUAUGACUUCUUUAAGAGACAGUUGCAUUUAGACAAGCAUUUAUAACACACUCUCUAGUGCCAGUAAUCAUAGCAUAUUAUUAGCUAAAGCUGCCCUAUAAGUAUUGUGAUUUAAAGCCGCCCUUCGUAAGUGAUUUGAAAUUAAAAAAAAGUGGAAGCACACACCUGUGAUAGCUGUAAUAGAAAAACGCGGAAGGUUAUGGAUUUAAUUAGUGGACCUUUUCAGGAGUAAAAUACUGUACACUUUGUUAGCCUCUUAGUGUGCUGAGCCGAGAUUGGUGUUCUCGGUAAGCUUUUUUUUUUUUUUUUUUGAAAAA